This is a messenger RNA of Funneliformis caledonium, 1740 nucleotides long. Lineage: Eukaryota; Fungi; Glomeromycota; Glomeromycetes; Glomerales; Glomeraceae. The record is from the annotation of a GenBank genome assembly.
AUGAAAAAUGAAGAGCUUGUCACUGAGUUUUUUGCAGUAAUCAUGUGGCUGCAGUUCCCUUCACCAUCUGAUAUUAAUAUCAAGUAUUGGGAUGAGCGAUUACAAUGCCUGCUGAGACUGUGCAAGUUGGCAUUUCCUUAUUUAGUACCACAAAAAAAAGACAAAAUUGCAAAAAUCUCGAAAGUAUUCGAAGAUAUUUUUUUCUGCUUUGAAAGCAAAAUAAAUAAUCCUCGAAGACGGAAAAUUUAUUUUUACAACCCUCUUUAUUACCUAAUUGAUAUCAAACAUAAAAAUAAUGAAGCAAAUACGAACAGUUGGAAGGUUUAUGACUUGGAUGUUGUGCAUCAGAAAAUUUCGCAGUUCCUUAUCUCAUAUAUCUACGACCUAAUUUCGAAAGUCAGUCAAGAUGGUAGAGAUAAUCUGGAUAUAGCCUCAAUAAUCUGCUAUGAUUUUGCAUCAUCGGGUAAUUGUCAUUCUUCAAAUUGCCAAAUGCAUCACGUAACUCCAACACCAUUACUUCUGUUCCAGCGCCUGAAACUUGCAAAACUCCAAUACACAGUGGUGAGACAAUUGGAUGUAUUAUACCGCCAAGGACUACUUAAAGAGAAAAGUCAAGAGUUCCUUGCAUCACAAAAUUGGUGGGCCGAAAAUCUUGUAAAAUGUCACAUGCGCUAUCAAUCACCGCAUACAAGCUGCCCAGAGGUUAUUUACAUGGCUCUUUCCAACCUUCCUAAUCACACUCGUGAUGGCCUUAUAAAUGAAGCUUACAAGGCAUGGUUAUUUGAGGAGUCCAGGAAUGCUGACGACUUUGAGGUUAUGUUAAAAUGUAUGUUUUAUAUACAACAACUGCAGGACAAAAGUGUUAUUGAUGAAUUCUGUCAGGAGAUGUCGAAAACAAAAAUACUUUCACACCCUAACGAUCUGCCCGUUGGAUUUGAAUAUUAUUGUGGAAAUUAUCAAGCAGUUCCAGUUGGGAGACAUCUCUCGCUGUUUUUCUCGUUUCUUUAUUCUAAUAAAGUAAUUCCCGCGAUCAUAAGCUCAAUGACGUUUAUUAAUCAUACCAUAAAAAAUAUUGAAUUCAAUCUGGUUUCGACCGAAGCUCUUGGAGAUCUUACAUCUCUCUUGGAAUUUACCACGUCUUUGAUUUUCACAGUUGGUCAAAAGUAUUGCGAUUUAUGUCUUCCUCGAGCUUAUCUGAUUAAUUAUUUUGAAGCAUUUACCUCGAAAUCGCUCAUUCCGGGUCGAAAUACUUACAGCAGAAAGAAUUAUCUGUCUGCAAUUAAUAAUUCCAUCGAUCAAGUUCAACAGCUUCUCGACCUGUUGUUUUGCAAUGAGCAGGUUUACUUGACAAUUAUCCUUCGACUGAUACGGCUUUUGAUUCUUAUCGGACUAAAUGAAUCAAGUUUUGCGCAAGAGAUCCUUAAACGUUUCAAAAACAUUCAUAGUAAAAACAAAAUCUUUUCUACAAAAAUCAAGAAAUACUUAGAAGAAAACGAGUUUGUACGUCUCGUGGAAAUUCUUUAUAACGAUCUCAAGGAGAUACGUUGUGACUCCUUGGUUAUCGUUCAUCAUCAAAGUAAAAGCAAAUCGAAAUUUGCUUACUUUGAAAAAAAUGGAGUCAAAAGUCUUACAUACAAUUCUAUUGAGGAAUUCCGUUCUUCCCUUCGAAAGAUUAUAUCUUCCGCUACCGGCAUUCCGGAUGAUCAACUCGCCUUCCUUGAUUCUCUUGUUAAAAGUUAA